Messenger RNA from Blepharisma stoltei, 437 nucleotides. The record is from the annotation of a GenBank genome assembly. NCBI's taxonomy places the organism in Eukaryota, Ciliophora, Heterotrichea, Heterotrichida, Blepharismidae.
AUGUUAGACAGUAAUAUAACUUACUUCGCCUUUGAUUCGAACUCUCCAGAUUAUUCUGAAGGAUUCAAGGCUUAUAAAUGUGCAGGCGAAGUAUACUGUAUUAAGUGCUCUGACCUGUCAAGUCCGCAGACUUCUCCUAAACCUAAAGAAUUAAUUCAUCUUUUCACUCCAAUUGACAAAGAAAAGGAAAUGAAAUAUUGCUUUAGUUAUUGAAUAAUUAAUAGUAAAUUAAGCUUUUUGUCUAUCAGACAAUUUAAGGGAAAAGUGCAUAUCAAGCUCUCAAUAGAGACCUCUUGAACCUUUUGAAUUCUUUAGAAGAGUCAAUGGAAUCAGUUAAUUUAGAAGAUCAUACACCGAUUAUACCGCAUGAAAUUUCUCUUAAAAUGCCAGCUUCAUCAUCUCUCCAAAGAAGAAGAGCGAAAUCAGCACAUUCAUAA